Fusarium subglutinans is the source of this 5207-nucleotide messenger RNA. RefSeq names its product AGC PKA kinase. NCBI's taxonomy places the organism in Eukaryota, Fungi, Ascomycota, Sordariomycetes, Hypocreales, Nectriaceae. Gene Ontology annotation, biological process: protein phosphorylation; nucleoside metabolic process. The record is from RefSeq and is a predicted model, not a curated record. The annotation marks the transcript as partial. Gene Ontology annotation, molecular function: protein binding; ATP binding; protein serine/threonine kinase activity. The transcript has 11 exons.
AUGAAGAGGAACGUUCUCGCUCAAGUUGCCCAUGUAACCAAUGACGGGCAACUCGAGUCGUUCAGUUGGAACUAUACAUCGUGUAUACCCUCUGAGAUCCCCGAAAUUCUGAGUCUCAAGUACCCCUUCAUCCAGAGUCUGAGCCUCGUUACAGACCCUUUCUCUAGCAGAUUCAACCGCUGGAGUCAAACAUCUGACCUAGAUCUCUCGGCGUUUCGUAGCCUUCGACGACUUAUCUGGAAAGCACCUAUGGGCUGUCAUUUCGACAACAUUGCUAUUCUAGUCAAGACUAAUGCGAGGCAGCUGGGGGAGCUGGAAUUGAAGCUGCAGGGCUGGUCCCCAGACCGAGAGAGCCUUGAGUCCACGACUAUUCAUCACGAGGGCAACCCUGAAGUAUGGAAUGACAUACCAGCGAGCACUGUGCUUGCUAGGCAGGAGUUUGGUCUCGAAGGCAUCGCCCAGGAAGUACCUGAGCGAACACAGUUCCUCGUUAACUCUAGUGGUCUGAGGCUUCUGUUCCUGAUUUUUGAGUUGCUGCCUAAAAUCAAGAUACACAACCCUAUCGGUUACCUCAUGGCGAGGCGCAAACCUGAAUCGGAGGAUGAUGAGGGCUUUUUGAGAGCUGAGAAGAAGAGGAAGACCAAGGAAGAAUCCGUAUCAGGACCCAGCACCUUGGCUCCCAAGUUCACAAACAUUGACUACGUGGUUGGUUGGAUUUGUGCCAUAACCACUGAGUAUGUCGCUGCGCAGGCAUUCCUUGAUGAGAAGCAUGAGGGACCUGAUUACGUUUCUCCUAAUGACGACAACAUCUACACCCUAGGAAAGAUUGGGAAGCAUAAUACUGUUAUUGCUGUUUUACCAGAUGGAGAAUAUGGCACAAAUUCGGCAGCCAGAGUUGGCAGCGAUUUGCAACAUACGUUCCCUAAUGUCCGCAUUGGCCUCUUAGUUGGAAUUGGUGGCGGUGCGCCAACAAAACAUGAUGUUCGCCUCGGCGACAUCGUGGUCAGCGCCCCUCGCCAAGGGCACGGCGGAAUCUUUCAAUAUGAUUUUGGUAAGACAGUCCAGAAUCAGUCCUUCCAUACAACUGGCUUCUUGAACCAACCGCCUGUGCUUUUACGAGCGGCUAUGAACGAUCUCAAGGCGAAGUAUGAGGUCGACGGUCACGACAUCGAGGGAGCAGUCCAGGCCCUUCUUGAUAAAAGACCAAGGCUCAAGAAGAGAUAUGAGAAACCUGAUCCAAGUAGCGAUAGACUGUUUUGCUCUACAGUUAUUCAUCCGCCAGAUCAUGAAGCAAGCUGCGUUGAGGUUUGCAGCGAUGAUCCGAAAGACUUAGUGAAACGACCUGCCCGGUCAGAAGAUGACAUGCUUCAGGUUCACUACGGGUUGAUUGCUUCAUCCAACCAGCUUCUCAAAGACUCUUUGGUCCGAGAUAAACUUGCUAGGGAGAAGAAUAUCUUGUGUUUUGAAAUGGAAGCUGCUGGGCUAGUAAAUCAUUUCCCGUGUCUUGUUAUUCGCGGGAUAUGCGAUUAUGCAGAUUCGCAUAAGAAUAAAGACUGGCAGGGCUAUGCAGCUAUGGUAGCAGCUGUAUAUGCGAAGGAUCUAUUGUCCAGAAUCCCGCCGAGCAAAGUCGAGUCCCAGAAGAAGAUUGUUGAUAUCAUGCAAGAUGUCAAAGAUAAGGUCCAGCAAGUAUCAAAAGCUCUGGAUAAAGUCUUGCAUAAGAAACACGACGAGGAUGACAGUGAGAUCUUGAAAUGGAUCUCGCCUGUUGACUACGCCCCCCAGCAACAUGACUUUCUCAAACGUCGACAGCCAGGGACUGGCCAAUGGCUCCUGGAAUGUGACGAGUUUCAAGAGUGGCUCAAGAGCAGCAAAAGAGGACUGUUUUGCCCAGGUAUUCCAGGAUCCGGGAAGACGAUCUUAACAGCCAUCAUUAUAGAUCAUCUCUGCACAAAGUUCCAAGACGAAAGCGACAUCGGUAUUGCUUUUAUCUUUUGUAACUUUCGAAGACAUCAUGAGCAGAGGCUAGAAGACCUACUAGCUGCUUUGCUGAAACAAUUGACACAGCAACAACUCUCCGUACCAAGUAGUGUACGUGAGCUUUACAGCGGCUGGAAAAACAAAGGAGUACGCCCCUCCACCGAAAAGCUAUCUAUGGCGCUACAGUCUGUGGCCGCUCUCUUCAGCCGUAUUUUCGUUAUUCUUGAUGCUCUUGAUGAAUGUCAAAUCGCCAAUGGUUGUCGUAAGACUUUCCUCGAUGAGAUGCUCAGCCUACAGGCCCGUUGUGGCAUAAACCUUCUUGUCACGUCCCGCUUUAUACCCGAGAUCGCCGAAUCGUUAAGGUCUCAGACAUCUCUAGAGAUCCGUCCGAGUGAUGAGGAUGUGCGGAGAUAUCUUGAUGGACGUAUGUCACAAUUACCGGGGCUUGUACGUCACGAUCCGGCUUUCCAGGAGGAGGUCAAGGCUGGGGUGAUCAAGGCUGUUGAUGGAAUGUUUUUGCUGGCGCAUCUUUACAUGGACUCUUUGGACGACAAAAUGACAAAAAAGGCCGUCGAGAAAGCUAUAAGUCAACUGCAGAAACGGAAUCCAGGACCGAGUGAAGAAAAGAAGAUGAAUGUACUUUCAGAAGCUUACGGCCAAGCGAUGGACAGGAUCAGGGGUCAGAAAGCAGGUAUUCGACAGCUUGCGGAGCGUACCCUUUUGUGGAUCACAUGCGCCAAAAGACCACUGACUAUAUCGGAACUCCAACACGCACUUGCUGUUGAGCUGGAAACUCGUAAUAUCGAUGACAAGAACUUCUCUGCAGCAGAAGAUAUGGUCUGUGCUUGCGCCGGUUUGGUUACGAUCGAUGAAGAAAGCAAAAUCAUUCGCUUGGUGCACUAUACUAUGCAGGACUACUUUACAGAGAACCAAGACCAGAUAUUCUCAGACGCCGAGAAAACCGUCACGUCUAUUUGCGUCACAUACCUCUCAUUUGAUGCCUUCCACUCCGGUCCAUGUCUAGGGAACUAUGAUUUGGAGCAGCGACUACAGCAAUAUCCUUUCUAUGAUUACGCGGCGAAGAAUUGGGGACAUCAUGCUCGCGUCUCAUCUUCACAGCCGCGAAGGUUGCUUCUCGGUUUUCUAGACAAUGAAGGUAAUCUGAUGGCUUCCGACCAAGCGCGACAGGCAUCGAAGUUGACUGGGGGUGGUGUUGAAUACACGAAAAUGACAGCGUUGCAUAUUGUCGCGUUUUUUGGACUAAGCGAUCUCAUCAUCUCUGUCGGUGAACGAUAUGACCUAUCCGUGAAGAACUCGGGCGGCCAAACAUCACUAUCUCUAGCGGCGGAGAAUGGCCACAGCUCUGUAGUCAAGUGGCUAAUAGAGCAGGAAGGCGUUGAUUUGAAUACCAGGGCGUUUCGAUAUCUGUGGACUCCACUAUCGCUAGCAGCAUGCAAUGGCCAUCAUACUGUAUGUAGGCUUCUACUGGCCCAUGAAGGGGUAGAGCCAGAUCCAAAAGACUCAGGUGGCAGAACACCGCUGUCUUGGGCUGCAGGAAACGGACAUACGGAUGUGGUUGAACUAUUUCUGGCAAACCGCCGGGUAGCAGCAGAUUCAAAAGCAACAUGGUUCUACAAAGGCAGAACCCCAAUCAUGUGGGCCGCUGCCAAUACGCAUUCGGCUGUGGUGAGCUUACUCUUGGGUACUGGGAUAGUUGACUACAAUUCUACCGACGAUGACGGCCGGACAUUACUUUCGUACAUGGCCCAACACGGAAGUACAGAAUUAGUCAAGAGGAUUCUCACUAGAGAAGGUAUCAACGCCGACUGGAGGGAUCAGAUCGGCCGAACCGCUUUAUCUUGGGCAGCGCAGAACGGCCAAGCAGCAGUUAUCCAGCAGCUUCUCGCUAGGGAUGACGUUGAUCCAAACUCCAAGGACAAUAACGAUCGAACAGCACUGUCGUGGGCAGCUCAAUACGGACACGAGGCAGUAGUGAAAAUGCUUCUUUCGACCAGCAAUACCGAUCCAAAUGUCAAAGAUAACAAUGGACUGACACCACUGUCUUGGGCUGUUCGAUGCGGCCACGAGGCGAUGGUGAAGUUUCUUCUUGACACGGACGGUGUAGAUCGAAGUAUUAAAUACAAGGAUGCGCAAAAUCGUCCAGUUCUACCUCUUGACAACAGGCGGAACGAAAAUAUGCAGAGCCGUGCAGUGAUAUCCCUUGACAAGAGACGGAACGAAGUCAUAAAGGAGCCUUACAGGCAUGGUUUCCCCGAGGAAGAGUAUUUUGACAGAGAGGCGUCGCCCGAUGUCGUAGUACCCCUACAGUGGAGAAUCCUGACAAUCGAGUAUUCACUGGGCAUGUUCAAUAUCAACCAGACAAUAGGCGUGGGAAGCUACUCUCGUGUCUAUUUGGCCCGGUUAAAGAUCAACAACCGAGCCUACUUUGCCAUCAAAGUUUUGAAAAAGUCACAUGUUGUGAAAACGAGGCAAACAAGACACACUCUAGAUCAAAGAACUAUUCUCUUCGAUAUCGAUCACCAUUUCUUCGUCAGGUUAUAUGGAACGUUUCAAGACGCGAGAAAUCUCUAUAUGGUCAUGGAGCUUGGAGAGGGUGGCGAGCUUUUAUCGUUACUACGCCAGGUCAAGCUGGUUCUAGCAGUGGACUAUCUACAUUCCAAAGACAUAUUACAUCGAGAUCUGAAACCAGAGAAUAUUCUGAUUGAUCGACUUGGCUAUAUCAAGAUUGCCGAUUUCGGUUUCGCCAAACAUGUUCCAGCUCCAGAAGUCAUAUUGGGCCAGGGCUACGGCAAGUCUGUUGACUGGUGGUGCCUUGGAAUUUUGACAUAUGAGAUGCUCUGUGGCUAUACUCCCUUUGCGGACGAAUCACCGCUCUUGACAUAUGAGAAUAUCCUCAAGGGGGAGGUCAAGUACCCUAGCCAUGUCAAGAAUUCAGCGGCCCAAAACCUGUUGACAGGUUUAAUCACGAACGACCUGGAACGAAGGUUGGGUACUGAACGGAAUGCUAUAUCAAACCAACAUGGGAAUCCUUGGGACAUAAAAAAGCAUCCGUGGUUUGGGGGAAUUGAUUGGAACAUGGUAGAGAACAGAGGAAUAACUCCACCUUGGAGACCAUCGACCUGGCCAGACAAAUGCUACGAAGAAUACAUAAAGCAGUUUGCUUGUUAUCCUGAGCAUAAUGAAGUAUUUGCUUCAGAAGGAGACUUCAG